AGGCCCACCAAAAGCAUCAAUCAUAGGGAUCAAAGCCAUAUUCAUAGACAGAAAUCACAAUACAGUUGUAAGCCUUUAAGGAAUAUACACCGACUUCAUUCGGUAUAUAUUCUCUUUCACACAAACAAAAUCAAAACAACCCGAAACUCCACAUACAGAAAAAUGGAGAAGGAGAGUCGCAUGCAUUUCGUUUUGGUCCAUGGACUGUCCCAUGGAGCAUGGUGUUGGUACCAGGUCGCCACACUGCUAAGAUCAGACGGUCACAAGGUCACGGUACCCGAUCUUGCUGCAUCUGGGAUCAAUCUGAAGCGACUCGAUGAGGUCCAAUCUGUCCAUGACUAUUUUCAGCCGUUGAUGGAGAUCAUGGCCUCUCUUAAUCCAGAUGAACGAGUUAUCGUCGUAGGCCACAGCUUCGCAGGCAUCGGUGUUGCACUAGCGAUGGAGAAGUACCCUGAGAAGAUCUUGGUGGCAGUUUUUCCCACCGCUGUGAUGCCGGGUCUUGGUGGCCCACCUUUGGCUAUCAUCAAAGAGUUUUUCGGGAGAUUGGAUGAUCCUAUGGAUUGCCAAUUCACGUUCGAUCGCGGGCCAGAAAACCUUCCAACAUCAGUUACCUUCGGGCACAAGUUCAUGUCAUCCAAGGUGUAUCAACGCUGUCAACGUCAGGAUCUUACACUAGCAACCAUGUUGGUACGCGUGGGGAGUUUGUUUGAAGAAGAUAUAUCCGCGGAAAACAUGCUUACGGUGGAGAAUUAUGGGUCAGUGAGUCGGGUUUACAUCGUAUGUAAGGAGGAUGAGCUGAUGGAGGAGGAUCUCCAAAACUGGAUUAUCAAGAAUAAUCCAACGGAUGAAGUGAAAGCGAUCGAAGGAUCUGAUCAUAUGGUCAUGUUAUCAAAGCCCAAAGAGCUUUGCGCCUGUCUCCUGGAGAUUGCAGGGAAAUAUGCUUAAUCUGAUUAUGUCUAAUACUAACUAUAUAUUGUCAAGCUUUUAAUAAAAUUUCUCAAAUUUCUCUUUUUA
Messenger RNA from Magnolia sinica, 1014 nucleotides. RefSeq names its product methyl jasmonate esterase 1-like. Bases 163 to 945 code for a protein of 260 amino acids. The record is from RefSeq and is a predicted model, not a curated record. NCBI's taxonomy places the organism in Eukaryota, Viridiplantae, Streptophyta, Magnoliopsida, Magnoliales, Magnoliaceae. Gene Ontology annotation, molecular function: methyl jasmonate esterase activity; methyl salicylate esterase activity; methyl indole-3-acetate esterase activity. The transcript has 3 exons. Gene Ontology annotation, biological process: salicylic acid metabolic process; jasmonic acid metabolic process.